AUGCCGCUUGGGGCCUGUGGCCAGAACGGCCACGACGAGAGCAACGAGCAUUGCUUCCGGUGCUUUGCUUUCCAUGGCCGCCUACUUCGCAUCAGGGAGGAGAUCUCCAGCGCAGACAUGCCCACUGGUGGGCGUCUCUGGGAUGCAGGCAUCUUCCUGGCGCACUGGCUCGCGAGCUUUGGGCCGGAGCCCGUAGAAUUCAAGGGCAAGGCCAUCCUUGAGCUGGGAAGCGGAUGUGGGCUUCCGGGCAUCGUGGCCGCCCAUCUGUCCGGUGGGAAGGCAGUUUUCACGGACAGGCGGGCUGUUCUGCCCCUGGUCAAGCACAACGUCGCGGUGAAUUGCCCGAAUCUGAACACGCACGUUCUAGAGCUCGACUGGGUUAUGGAGGAGCACAGGCAAUCUAUCAGCAAGCAGUGCGGCCAUGCAUUUGAUGUUAUCCUGAUGUCGGACUUGCUCUACUCAUCCGCAGCUCCUGCCAAGCUCAAGAACACCCUGCUCUUCUUCUCCCGGCCUGGAACCACUGUCUUCCUGGCGCACAAGCCACGCAUGGAGAACUCCUCAGGCCCGGCCGUCUUCGAGAAUCCGCUGGAGACUUCGCUGGGGCCGUGGUUCGACUCCAGCUGCCUUCUGAGCUUUGGCCCGGAUCGCAGCCCGAUCCAUAUCUUUCGCAUGGACAGGCGCGGCUGA
This is a messenger RNA of Symbiodinium natans, 687 nucleotides long. The record is from the annotation of a GenBank genome assembly. Lineage: Eukaryota; Dinophyceae; Suessiales; Symbiodiniaceae.